AUGGCAUGUCCAACUUGUCCGGAACUUCAACUCUCCUUUGGUAACGUGAUGAACUGUUCGGAUAUUAGUGGGGACAAAGUUUGCACAGUAUCUUGUGUAGCAGCGUACGCCUUCGCUCCAGAAAAUCGUCCCCUCAAACAGUACAAAUGUGGACAAAGCACUGGUUAUACUUGGAAUGGCCUUACACCUGCUUGCGGGAAGGCAAUGAUACCCAAUAAAUUAUCUUCAGUAACUGUCAUUGAGUACAACUCAUCAAUGCCAUGUACCGACUCCUCAAUAGUUAUAGAAACUCUACAUAAAACAUUAGAAUCAACUUUGUCCUGCUAUAAACAAGGGAUAUGUGAACUAACAACUUCAAUGGACGAAUGUAAAAUUAAAAACGAAGCAGGUUCUUUAAAAGUAACUUUGAAUGCAACACUUCCUGACGAAGACUUGGAUUUGAUACAUUACUUGGAAACCGGAAAGUUGGAUAAAGGUUUGAAACGCUUGGUAGACACACUGGUAGACCUAGAAAAUUCUACCAAAAAAAUAAAUGACUCAAGUGAAGUCCUUUCCCUCGACAUGGGCGGGAUUAAGUAUUCACCUUCAAGAAAACAGGCUACAGGAAUUGUUGUGUGUGGAGUUGGACAAGGAAGUGAUGGCCCUAUUUGCAUUGAUUGUCCAAUGGGUACACAUUCAAGGGCUGGGAAAUGUCUUCCAUGCCCAAAAGGAGCUUAUCAGAGUAAAAUUGGACAAACUCGGUGCAUUAAUUGUCCUUCUGGUUUUAGUACAAAAUUUGUAGGAUCUCAGGAUGUCUUCAAAUGUACUGAAGUGAUAAACGCUACUACGAACUCUUUGGAGCAAGACCAAGGAAGCAGCACAUUGGGAGUUACAGAAGCUGUGAUUAUUGCACUCUCUGUGGCGACGAUUGUAACAGUCCUCCUGAUUGUGUUGAGUGUAAUUUUUCGGCAUCAUUGUGGCAAACGAAAAAACGUGAAUCCAGAUGAGGCUUACAUGAGGAAAAUAUCUAUCUUAAGUACUGGAAACUUGCCGAGUCUUUCAAAACCUAAACGUGAAUGGGAAGAACGCAGGGAAAAUAUUUACGUCAGUUUACCACCAAAGAAAUUUCGUGCCUAG
Molecule: messenger RNA, 1116 nt
Organism: Saccostrea cuccullata (small rock oyster)
Lineage: Eukaryota; Metazoa; Mollusca; Bivalvia; Ostreida; Ostreidae
Product: signal peptide, CUB and EGF-like domain-containing protein 1
Exons: 9
Coding region: 1-1116 (371 amino acids)
Source: RefSeq, a predicted model, not a curated record